This is a messenger RNA of Lindgomyces ingoldianus, 321 nucleotides long. RefSeq lists its product as uncharacterized. NCBI's taxonomy places the organism in Eukaryota, Fungi, Ascomycota, Dothideomycetes, Pleosporales, Lindgomycetaceae. The coding region runs from base 1 to 321 and encodes 106 amino acids. The record is from RefSeq and is a predicted model, not a curated record. The transcript has 6 exons.
AUGGACGGAAGGUUAUCGUCCAGUCAAUCAGGCUCUAGUGGUGAGCAAUCUGUGAUCGAUAUGUUUUUGAAUGGACGGAGGUUAUCGUCCGUUCAAUCGGGCUCAGCUGAAUGGACGGAAGGUUAUUGUCCAGUCGAUCGGGCUCAGCUGACGGAAGGUUAUCGUCCGGUCAAUCGGGCUCAAGUGGUUCGCGGGGCCCUGAAGCUAGAUGCAAAAGCUAACUCUGAGGAGGGGACAUAUGGCAAACGACUCGACAAGGGAGCGAGAUCCAAACAAGGUGGAAUGAGUGUAUUUGCAGUACAUGGGUAUGAUAUCGCGUGA